AUGAACCAGAAAAUAAACGACAGUCGGCUGUUUGGGUGUUCCAAGGUGAAAAAAAGCCAACAAAAGCCAUCAGUUCUCGAAGUGUUUCGAAAAAGAUGGUCGCGACAUUUGUGUCAAAAGCGGGGAACUGUUACUGCGGGUUGGUAUACCAACAUUUGUUUGCCAAAAGUCAUCAUCGAGCUUCGAAAAAUCAACUCCGAAAGAAGAAUCAUCCUCCACCAAGACAAUGCAAGCUCGCACACAGCCCAAAAAACAAGGCAGUAUUUAACGGAAGAAAACGUGGAAUUAUUGGACCAUCCUCCAUACAGCCCCUAUUUAAGUCCUAACGAUUUCUUUACUUUCCCGAAAAUUAAAAACAGACUGCGUGAUCAAAGGGAGUCAUAAGACAUGGUUCAAUACCAUAACCGUCAUCGCCAAGUAGUACAACAUUUGCUUUAUUUAUUAGUUGUGAUCUAGUCUGUGAAUUUCUCCAUACUCUGCAAACAUGCACUGAUCCAGGUCAACUAACAUCAACACUUGUGAACAUCUGUCUGGCAUCACAAGUGGCUUGCACAUUUAAAGUAGGUUUCCCUUUUCGGUUGAUAUACUCACCUCCACGGCGAUUUGGUUUCAGGAUUCCUAUAUGUGUACAAUCAAUUACACCAAUUGCUUUCAGAAAUUUAUGCAUGCUUUGCCAUAUCCGCUUGGCCUCCAUCAGUUCAUGGUUGGUAGUUGGAAACUUGAUCCAUUCGUUCGACUGUGCAACUAUGCUGUUUACAACUCUAUCCACAGUCAGAGAUACCCUUGCUUGACUAACACCAAGUUCCUGACCAAUACCUUGUUGAUAUCCAGGGUCACCGAGAUAGCG
Acanthoscelides obtectus is the source of this 847-nucleotide messenger RNA. NCBI's taxonomy places the organism in Eukaryota, Metazoa, Arthropoda, Insecta, Coleoptera, Chrysomelidae. The record is from the annotation of a GenBank genome assembly.